Molecule: messenger RNA, 2391 nt
Organism: Schistocerca gregaria
Lineage: Eukaryota; Metazoa; Arthropoda; Insecta; Orthoptera; Acrididae
Product: juvenile hormone acid O-methyltransferase-like
Exons: 5
Coding region: 121-951 (276 amino acids)
Source: RefSeq, a predicted model, not a curated record
UGAAACUGGUCGACCCGGACGAUAAAUUGCCCCAACCGUGAGUAGGUUUAAGCGCGCCAGCAGAUAGUCCCAGUACACGGAGCGGUACACACUCGUCUGAGCCCCUGGGCUGUGAGUAAAAUGAACGACGCAGAGCUGUACGCCAAAUCGAGCAGCCUUCAGCAGCAGUUCGUGAACAAGGUGCUACGGGAGCUGUGGCCGGCGUUGGACUGGCGGUGCGCUCAAGGCACUGUGCUGGACGUCGGCUGCGGUGCUGGUGACGUCACGACACAGGAGCUGCUGCCGCGACUGCCACCAGCAGUCAGCGUCCUCGCUGUAGACAUCAGCCCCGCCAUGGUAGCCAAGGCUGCAGACAGGUUCUCUGGGCCACGUCUGUGCUUCCGUCAGCUGGACAUUGGCACGCCACGUAUUGAAGAAACAGACGUUUGGAAGCUAGGGCCCUUCCCAAAGGUGUUCUCCUUCUGUCUGCACUGGGUGCAGGAUCAGAGACUCGCCCUUCAGAACAUCGGUAAGCUUCUCUCUCCCGGAGGUGAAACAGUUCUGAUCAUCGUGACCGGCAGUCCCAUCUAUAUGACUAUCGAAACACUGGCAAAGUCCUCUCGCUGGAGUGCCUACAUGAUGGAUUACCGUCAGUUCGAGUCACCUUACGUACAUACGGAAAAUCCAGUGGCCGUUCUGACGAAAUACCUGCAUGAAGCUGGUUUCUCCGUCAAAACAUGCCUCAAUGAGGACAGCAUCUAUUCUUCCACGGAUGAGCAAAAAAUUAAAAAUACGAUAACUGCGAUAAACCCGUUCGUCGGUAGGAUUCCGCAGCAGCAGCGGGAGGCCUUCAUACAGGACUGCGUGGCAGAGGCCUACAGUAACGGCACGAUACGCGCUGACACUCUGCCGAGCGGCAACGUCUACUCCUUCCCGUACAGCGCCAUGUUCGCCCACGCAGUCAAGGCCUGAGCUUGGUGGUUUCUUCAGUGGUGAUCUCUGAUGAUUCGCAAAGCUCGCAUUUUACUCUAUUUUCCUCGUAUCGUCUGUGUGCGCAACGUUCUCGUUAAAUCCAUGCUACUUCGCGACCACUGUCCUUCAUAUGUGUUUGUGGAAUACCAUCUCAACUCAUUCUUGACAAGAAUACUUCAACACUUGCCUAGGGUUAUUCAAAACCCAGUCUCUCACAAAAACUAGUAUAUUUUCAAUCACAGUAUAAUUCUGCUAUUGUCUCAUGUAUGAGUUGGGGAUUAGCCCAAAAUUCUAUUCCUCCGGCAUAUACUCCAGAAACAACUUUCACGACGAACGCUCAGGAUUUUUCUUCACGGCCAUGAAGCAAUCGUCAAUGGUGGUUUAACGUUGCGUUGUCGGAUCUCAGGACGCUCUACUGUUUUUAGUGUAUCUCGUCGUGUGUGUGUGUGUGUGUGUGUGUGUGUGUGUGUGUGUGUGUGUGUGUGUGUGUGUGUGUGGGGGGGGGGGGGGGGAGAUGAUUAUGUUUCAUAUAAAUGCUGAAUGUAGGAAGGUAGUGCUCCUGAGUAACACAGGAAAUAAGCUGUGGAAACUUAAACAUUAUUUACGUAAGGAUAGGUGUUGUGAAAGGAACUUGGAUAAAAAGCCUGAAACGAAAAUUGGCAACUUUUAAUAAUUGGUAACUUUUUAAUUAUAGGCAGUAUUCAAAAAUGAUUUUUCUAUCACUAGAAACAGUAAAGGAUGACGUUUGCUGGCAAUCCAUUAUUUCGUGUGUACUAUUUAUACUGACUUUUAACUUACAGCUACUGAAAAUGUCUCAGAACUUAGUCUUCAAACUGUUUUUCCCAUAUUUUUUUUAUAGCCUGUUAAUUGCAUGUAUUUAUUGUAUUAAUUGCUAACAGAAUACAGUAAAUUUCUCUUCAGAUGAUUUCAGAAAUACUUUUCUAAUGCUGACAUAAUUCCGGCACUCACGUAAGCGAAAGAGGAACUUUGUCUUAGAGUCGAAGCAAUCAUAUUGUUCUCAAAGUAACGUCUGUCUGAAGAAGAAUAGUCACACCAGCCACAUUACCACCUCGCAUCGGCCACAUCCGCCUCUUUGUUCAUUUAUACUUGGUUCGGGACACGAAGUAACAGCUUGUUGUUCGCGAGAAUUGCCAUAGCGACAGAGGAUUAAUUUGGACACCCGUUGUGUCCUAUUCACCAUUGCCGUUUUUCCUUGAUUCCUCAGCUGAUGCUUCACCGCACGCACACAGUGCCAACAACAACAACAACAACAACAACAACUACUACUACUACUACUACUACUACUACUACUGGUAUCGUGGCUUUCCUUUCCUUAGUCUCCUCUGUUACUCUGUACGAAAUUCUUACUUUAAGAACUACUGCAGCCUCAUAUAGUGGUACCAUUUUUAUAUCAAGUAUGAAGUAAAAUUUUCCACUCCG